Molecule: messenger RNA, 1938 nt
Organism: Penaeus indicus
Lineage: Eukaryota; Metazoa; Arthropoda; Malacostraca; Decapoda; Penaeidae
Product: urea transporter 2-like
Exons: 10
Coding region: 369-1484 (371 amino acids)
Biological process (GO): urea transmembrane transport
Cellular component (GO): membrane
Molecular function (GO): urea transmembrane transporter activity
Source: RefSeq, a predicted model, not a curated record
AAAUUGCAGCUAGUCUACGAGCAGGGAGAGGGAGCAUGCAGUGAGGCAAGAGCACUGGAGAAGAGGAGUUCAUGAAUCUUAUUUAGUUACCUAUGAAAUAUGGUACUUGUGUUGGUGAAUACUGUUUAUAUAUUAAGUUAAGUGGAACGAUAUAGGAUAUUGGACGUAUAUAAAAUUGAAGAGAAAAACGGUGUCUUGAAACGAGAGAAAAACAUUGCAACGCAUAUGGACAAACAAGUGUACAACUGAGGUAUCUUACAUGCCUGAAUGGAAGAUGUGAAUUUACAGUAUGUGUAAAUAUAGUCAUCGCGCCGGAGCUGCUGGGCAAAACUGACAUCAGCCCGAAAGCAGAAGGAGGGACAUAGGCCAUGGACGUCAUCGCUAAACUGCCGGCCCCCCUAGGAUGGGUAGUGGGACACGCCCCCCUCUCCAAAAAGGCCUUGGAGAAAAGGUCGUGGUUGUCGCCGUGGAUUCUGGUGAAGGCCCUGGACAGCAUCCUGAGAGGCAUAGCGCAGGUGUGCUUCGCCGACAACCCUCUCUCCGGGCUGCUCAUCCUGCUCGGCCUCUUCGUCGGUGACGUCAUGGCGGGUCUCGGCGCGCUCGUGUGUUCUCUGGUGGCAGUCAUCGUCGCCUUGGCCUUCCAAGAGCCAGCCGGAGCCAUUGCCUCUGGACUCACCAAUUACAGCGCCGUUUUAGUGGGUACGGUAACAGCCUCGUUAUACCCUGUGUUCUUCCACCUGCCCCUGACCUUACCCGUUUGGGGCUUUAUGCUGCUUGCGACCGUCUUCAGUGUGUGCAUAGGGUCGGGCCUUGGCUCCAUUCUGUCGCCAUUCAAACUGCCAUACUUCACCCUGCCCUUCAACAUUGCAACUUCCAUCGCCUUCAUGUGCAUGCGCGCGCACGGCUUGGCGGGGCUUCCGGAGGAGGCCAGCGGGCAGGUGGACGUGUCGGAGGCGGUUCAGUGGAUACAGGUGCUCCGCGGGUCUCUGCUCUCCGUCGGGCAGGUGUACGCCGUGGAGACCGUAACGGGGUCCUGCCUCAUCAUAGCGGGGCUCUUCCUGUGUUCGCCGCUUCUGACUGUGAUUUCAGUGGCCGGGGGCUUCUUUGCCUCUUGCACGGCCGUCUUGGUGUCCUCGGCUCCGUACUCCAUGAUCUACGCCGGCGUGUGGGGCUACAACGGCUUCCUGUCAGCCGGGUGCCUCUUCUUCUUCAUGGUGCCAUCCCGCAGGCUCUUCAUCCUGGCUGUGGUUAAUGCCAUCUUCACCACGUUCCUGCAGGCUGCCAUUGCACCGGUCUUCGCUGUGAGUCAGUUGCCGGUGUUUACGUUCCCGUUCUGCAUGAGUUCCCUAAUAUUCCUGGCCAUGGCGAGCAACGGGGGGAUGGACAGCGAGAGGGUCACCAGUCUGACCUUCCCAGAGCAACAUUAUAUACUCCAUCUCAAGGAAUCAAACAUAGAAGACAUUUCCAAGAUGGACAACCCUUAAAAACAACGCUUAAGUGGAGGGAAUGUGUGUGUGUGUGUGUGUGUGUGUGUGUGUGUGUGUGUGUGUGUGUGUGUGUGUGUGUGUGUGUGUGUGUGUGUGUCUGUGUCUGCGUGCGUGGGUACAUCUGUGUCCUCUAGUUUGUUUCUCUUCGCCGUUUACUCUGAAGACCUGGGCUGUCCUCCGAAGCCUCUGGAAUGGAAACUAGUCACAAUGGAAUCCCAUCAUCAUCAAACAGCCAAAAUCAACAAGAAUGCAUACGCAUACACCAAAAGCUUUAUGAAAUGUGUGUGUGUGUGUGUGUGUGUGUGUGUGUGUGUGUGUGUGUGUGUGUGUGUGUGUGUGUGUGUGUGUGUGUGUGUGUGUGUGAACUUUUACUGCACCAAGUUUAAACUUAGCAUUGUUAUAUAUCAACAUCAACCAAAUUAUACUUUUGAAUAAAAACACUCCUGUUAUU